Lampris incognitus (smalleye Pacific opah) is the source of this 909-nucleotide messenger RNA. RefSeq names its product paired mesoderm homeobox protein 2B-like. Gene Ontology annotation, molecular function: RNA polymerase II transcription regulatory region sequence-specific DNA binding; DNA-binding transcription factor activity, RNA polymerase II-specific. Gene Ontology annotation, biological process: regulation of transcription by RNA polymerase II. The record is from RefSeq and is a predicted model, not a curated record. Lineage: Eukaryota; Metazoa; Chordata; Actinopteri; Lampriformes; Lampridae.
UUUUGUCCUCCCAGGGAAGUGCAACUCUCUGACUCCACUGAGCCUUCUCAAAUGUAUAAAAUGGAGUAUUCUUACCUAAACUCCUCCGCCUACGAGUCCUGUAUGGCCGGGAUGGACACGUCGAGCCUGGCAUCGGCCUACGCGGACUUCAGCUCGUGCAGUCAGGCCAGCGGCUUUCAGUACAAUCCCAUCCGGACCACGUUCGGGGCCACCUCCGGCUGCCCGUCACUCACGCCGGGCUCGUGCAGCCUGGGGACCCUGCGCGAGCACCAGAGCAGCCCGUACGCUGCAGUUCCCUACAAGCUCUUCACCGACCACGGAGGACUCAACGAGAAGAGGAAGCAGAGGCGCAUCCGGACCACGUUCACCAGCGCCCAGCUGAAGGAGCUGGAGAGGGUUUUCGCCGAGACCCACUACCCGGACAUCUACACCCGCGAGGAGCUGGCUCUCAAAAUCGACCUGACCGAAGCCCGAGUGCAGGUGUGGUUCCAAAACCGGCGCGCCAAGUUCCGCAAGCAGGAGCGCGCGGCCGCAGCCGCCGCGGCGGCCGCAAAGAACGGCUCCGGGAAGAAGUCCGACUCCAGGGAAGAAGACAGCAAAGAGGCCAAAUCCACCGACCCGGACAGCACGGGAGGACCGGGCCCGAACCCCGUGCCCACCUCCAACUGCGGCGGACCGAGUCCAACGGGCGGCCAGGUGAACAGCAGCGGCGGCGCGCAGGUGGAUCAGGUGAAGACCUCGGUGGCAGCCGGCAUGGGCGCCACCGCGCCGGGCCAGGGCUGGGCCACCGCCCCGGGCGCCAUCACCUCUAUCCCGGACUCGUUGGGCGGACCGUUCGCCAGCGUGCUGUCGUCUUUGCAGAGACAGAACGGCGCCAAAGCCACGUUAGUAAAGACCAGCAUGUUCUAA